Messenger RNA from Macrobrachium nipponense, 2173 nucleotides. Its product is annotated as hemicentin-2-like. Gene Ontology annotation, molecular function: calcium ion binding. The transcript is spliced from 9 exons. Bases 107 to 1108 code for a protein of 333 amino acids. Lineage: Eukaryota; Metazoa; Arthropoda; Malacostraca; Decapoda; Palaemonidae. The record is from RefSeq and is a predicted model, not a curated record.
CAGAGAAGUAAGAGAGAGAGAGAAAGAGGUAGAGAAAGAUAGUAAGAGGGGAAGUGAAGGAAGGACGAGGUGAUACCGUGAUAGUACUUACUUUUACCCAAUCAAAAUGCAGUGCUUUCUCCCAAUAUUAUUUCUCUUUGUAGUGAUUUGCAAGUCCACUGUUUCUCAGCAAAUGCAAGUGAUGGACGUCAAAGUUUUUCAGAGCUUAGUCGGUGCUUUAGAGAACGUCCUGAAGAGGCUUGAAGACCAACAAACCAGACUAGUAGCGUUAGAAAAGACUCAAAAUUCCAUCCUGGAAAAAGUCGCAGCACAUCGUAUGGAGAGCCAGCUGUGUGCCAAGGAGCAGCAACUAGAUGCCAUGCAGAGCGCGUCUCUAAUAGAUGAAUGCCUCUCGGGUGACCAUGGCUGCAGUCCAGAUGCCAUUUGUACCGACCGAAUAUUUGGUUACAGCUGCAGAUGCCCUUCUGGAUUUCUUGGCAAUGGAUACGAAUGUGAAGAUAUAGAUGAAUGUUUAGAGGAAAGUUUCGUUUGUGAAUCUGACAAGACGUGUGUCAACACGAAAGGAGGAUACGAGUGCACCUGUGGCGAAGGAUACAGGAAGGUGAACGGAUCUUGUCAAGAUAUCAAUGAGUGUCUGGAGGGGAACUUCACUUGCAGCCCUGGCAGAGCCUGUUCCAACGCAGAAGGAAGCUACGAAUGUGCCUGCCUAGAAGCGUUUAAGAAAGAAGAUGGUUCCUGCGAAGAAUGCGAACUUCCGUCCCUGUACAGCGGUGACCAUGGCUGCAUCUUCCCCCUCCUUACCAAACUGUCUUGGAAUGAAGCCCGAUCCACCUGCAGUGGAUUUCAAAUGAGGCUUCUUGAAAACUUCACCAAAAAGGAUGCUGUCACCAUCAUGGAUCACUUUACUUCAAUCAUGGGCUACGGCUCCAUGCCAUGGGUAGGAAUCCGAGAACUAAAAUGGGUUUCCUCUCAAGAGCCCGUGCCGCGCGACACUUGGUCAGACCUGGAACCAAAAGGAAACUGCGGCUACCUGAAUGGCCUCUAUGGCCUUUGGGAUGCCUUCUGCGAUGAAAAGGGAUUUGCUUUGUGCCAAUUCGGUUACGUGUAGUUGCAGAUGAGCGCUUCUUCUUCACCCCUAUGCUGAUGGUUCCGUUGUCCUGAUACGCCUUUUCCAGCUAUUUGUAUCGAAAACAACCUUCCUCCACUAAACCAAUCAUCUCCAAAUCUUCCUUCACUUUUUCACUCCGCUUAAUCCUUUGCCUCCCUCUUGAUCUUCUACUCAUAGCAGGUUCUACGCAAGCCCCCUUAAAACCAAAUGCCCAAACCAUCUCAAACUCGACUCUCAUCCAGCGUUGCAGAUGAGAGCAUCAUUUUUACACAUUUUUUAAACCUAAAAUUAGUGUAAAAACAAGUUUCUCUCGGUAAGAUUUAUCUUUUAGCUAUACUGCAUUUAAAGUCUCACAGCAAUUUUUAUUUAUAUUUUAUACUUGUGCCUGAGAAUUAUUAAGUUCAAAUACACGAAAUAUAGAAGAGAAAAGUGUGAUCUAUUCCUUCCCCCCUUGCCGCCCCUCUUUUUAAGUUUUAACAGCAUCAAAGUUAAUUUACCAGUAGCACAAGUUUCUCUCUAGGUUCCAAUCACUGACAAGACUGAAGGUUAUGUUUCCGUCCAGUCACGGGGAUACAUUGAAAUUUUUUGUUGGUGCAAACUCAAAUUUUAUUCCUUUACUCUUACUACUAUAAAAAUAAUAAAAUCCUUUACUCUUACUAAUAUCAAAAUAAUAAGAAAUUCGAAUGCAAAAUAUACGCUGGCAUAUUUCGAAUGUGAAUAAGCAAUUAGGUAAAUGGUGCCCAAUACAAAAAAGUAGUCUAGACUCAACUUCCAAAUAUCAUCAGAGGUCUAGUAUUGCGAGUUGAAUUUAUAAAUUCCCACGACUAUUUUUUGUGGCUUAAUUAAUGCGAAGCCCAAGAAAUUUCCUAUGAUAAGUUCCAUGGUUUUUUCUUCAUAAGUUUCAAGGUUUUUGCUUGAAAAGUUUCCAGGUUUUUGCUUCAGAAAUUUCAAGGAAUUUGCUUGAAACGUUUCCAGGUUUUUUAUUUAUUUUAUUUAUUUUUCUUUUUUGCUUGAAAAGUUUCAAGGCUUUUUAUUUAUUUUAUUUAUUUUUCUUUUUUGCUUGAA